GCCGUCAUACCCGGAAGUAGUCUGUCAUAUUUUUCGUUGGUGUUCUGUUUUUAAUGGGAAUGGAGGAAAUUUUUGACUCGGACAGUAACGUCAGCUGCACUAUGGAAUAUCAUGUUAGUCUACAGUGAGAAAAGAAGCUUUUCACUUUAAAUCAGUCUCCACGAAGCUGCAAUAACUUGCCAAGGACUAUAGGUUAAGGUAAUUUCACGAAUUUGUGCAAAAUAGAUUAAAUAUUUGCCGUAGAAUUCAUCCAGGUUGCAUAUUUCUGUUAAUCCUCGCCAUACACUCGCGGAUGUUUACGUGCAGAAUACAGCUGUUUCCGAGUUUGGAGUCAUUCUUUACGGAUGGUUUUGCAAAAGAGUGUUUCGCAAUACAAGACGAGCCCAUGUGGACCAAGUCACCUCCUGGACUGACUGAGAUAACAGACUUCUGAUAAGAUGACCAUGAUGGUCUUUGCAGCAAGAGGAGUCCUUCUUAACCUGAGGUACACCUUCCAGAAAGCAGGCUCCUUCGCCAGAAUCAGACUCUUCCAGAGCUCCAAGGCAUGUUUUGUUAAAAGAGGCCAGAUUUUAACCCACAUACCGAAGGUUGCUGUGUUAUGCUGGGGUGCAGCCAGUGUGUCAUCAUGUGCAGCCAGAUGUCAGGAAGCAGCUCUUCCACUCAAGGCUUCUGACAGAAAGUCUCUUGCCAAAGUCCAAGUGCACAAAAUAGUCUUUUUUCUGCGCCUCAGCCUCCGUGCAUUGGUUCUGCUCCUCAAAUUCGGUCCCCUGCUUCUCCUCGCCCCCUUGGCUCUGGUGUCCACCCACUGGGCGUCUUGCUGGCUGGACGCUCUGCUGUGGGUGACUGAAACAUCUGGUCCCACUUUCAUCAAGCUGGGUCAGUGGGCCAGCACCAGGCGAGACAUCUUCCCUCAGGAGUUCUGUGAACGUUUCUCCAGGCUCCACGUUAAGGUUCGUCCUCACUCCUGGUCCCACACCAAGCAGUGUCUCCGCAGGGCUUUCGGAGAGGGCUGGAGAAGGGUUUUGGUGUUUGAGAGCAAAGAGCCGGUGGGUUCAGGAUGCGUGGCCCAGGUGUACCGAGGCUGGGCCAGGGUGGACCAGGUGGACGACCCAGCCUUCCAGCUGCUGGUGGAAGAGAUGGAGAAAGAAGACUUGCUGGAAGCCUGGGAAAUCCCUGGUCUGGGAGGUGCAGUGCGCACUCUGCGGAAACUCUGGAGGGGGUGCAGAGAGGAGGAGGGCUGUGAGGAGAGAAAUCCUCCUGGGAAUCAGCAUGAGGAGGGACGCCUGAUACCUGUAGCUAUCAAGGUGGUCCAUCCAGGCGUCAGGAGGCAGGUGGAGAUGGACUUAUUACUUAUGAAAGCAAGCAGCUGGUUUCUGCACUGCCUGCCGGGACUCAAAUGGCUCAGUAUGUGGGAGAUCGUGGGGGAGUUUGAGAAGCUCAUGACCAAACAGAUUGAUCUCCGUUUUGAAGCGAGAAACAUCGAGCAUUUCCGGGAAAAUUUCCGCGAUGUUGAGUAUGUCAAGUUCCCAACUCCGUUACGACCGUUUGUCACCAGGACCAUCUUAGUGGAAACUUUUGAAGAGAGUGAGCCCAUUUCUAACUACCUGAACUCUGAGAUUCCCAAGGAGGUGAAGCAGAGAAUCGCCAGGAUGGGAGUAGACACCCUGCUGAAAAUGGUUUUUGUGGAUAACUUUGUCCACGGGGAUCUUCAUCCCGGCAACAUUCUUGUCCAGCGUCUCGGGCCUCAUCCGGGUUCCAGUGACGGUGUCUCAGGGGAGCAGCAUGGGAAGACCACCCUCACCGACCUGUGGGACACGGUGGUGGUCAGCGUCAGACCAGACCCGUGUCCUUUCCAGCUGGUGCUGCUGGACGCUGGCAUCGUAGCCCAGCUCAGCGACCACGACCUCGCCAACUUCAAGGCCGUCUUCACAGCUGUGGUGCUGCGUCAGGGGGAGCGAGUGGCAGAGUUGAUUCUGCAUCACGCUCGAGCUAACGAGUGUCGUGACGUGCCUCAGUUUAAGAAGGAGAUGGCCGAGCUGGUGGAUCAUGCCCUCAGCAACACCCUCGCUCUGGGAAAGAUCCAAGUGGCUGACUUGCUCUCCAGAGUCUUCAGUCUUCUCGUCAAACACAAGGUCAAGCUGGAGAGUAAUUUUGCCUCCAUUGUGUUUGCCAUCAUGGUGUUAGAAGGUCUGGGCAGGUCACUGGAUCCGAACUUGGACAUCCUGGAUUUGGCCAAACCCCUGCUGCUAAAGAACUGUGCCUCACUGCUCUGAUACGCACAAAAGCACACACAGCUGAAGGACAGUGUAUCACACACAGACACACACCUGUAUAGGAAGUGAAUGCACAGGUACUCAGACCUGCAGUCAGGUCCAUAAAUAUUUGGACGUUAACACAGUUGACAGCAUUUCGGCUCUGUGCCCCACCAUAAUGGAUGAGAUAUGUAGCAAUCGAGAUGCGCUUUAAGUGCAGAUUUUCAGCUUUAAUUUGAGGGUAUUUCUACUCAAAUCAGGUGAACGCUGUAGGAAUUACAACACAUUUAAUAUGUGACCUCCACCAAAAGUAAAUGGGCAGUUGACUGCUCAGCUGUUCCCUGGCCAGGUGUGUGUUAUUCCCUCAUUGUUUCAUUUACAAGGAGCAGAUAAAAGACCCAGAGUUCAUUUCAUGUGUGGUAUUUGCGUUUGGAAUCUGGUGAGGUCAGCUCUCAAUAUGAAGUCCAAACAGCAUCAGUACCAGUGAAGCAAGCAAUCAUUAACCCAUCAGAGAGAUGGCAGAAACAUUAGGUGUGGUCAAAUCAACGGUUUGUUACAUUCUUAAAAAAUAAAGAGCGCACUGUUGAGCUCAGGAACGCAAAGCAGGGAGUGAAGACAGCAGCAGUAGAGGCCAGGCAGAGCAUCACCAGGGACCAAACCCAGUAUCAGGUGAUGUUUACUUGUUGUCAUGCACCGUCCAGUGGAAGCUACUUUUAUUUUCAUCAUGCCAUGUGUGACGACAAUAAAACUCUUCUAUUCUAUGUCUUUGGGUUCCAGACUCCAGACUGUCGUUGACUGCAAAGGAUUUUUCCAUCAAAUAUUAAAAGUGGCAAUUUGAUUUAUGAUUGUUAGUUUGUCCAAUUACUUCUGGUCCCUUAAAGAGGUGGAGAGCACAUCGAAAAUGUGUUGCAAUUCCUACACCGUUCACCUGAUUUGGAUGUAAAUGUCCUCAAAUUAAAGCUGAAAGUCUGCACUUAAAGCACAUCUUGAUUGUUUCAUUUCAAAUCCAUUGUGGUGGUGAAAAAGAGCAGAAAUGGUGAAAAUUGUGUCAUGUCCACAUAUUUAUGGACCUGACUGUGUAUAUUAUAUGUAUUCAGUCCAUCUACAGAAACACUUCAUGUGUACAUCCUCCUGAUGCCAUAAUGAAGGGUUGUUUUCAAGCUCACAAUGCAAGAUUCCACUGCGGAUCACGUCUCCUCUCUACAUUUCAGCCGUGUUGAUGCCAGUAUUGCCUCAUUGCAUUAUGUAUUAGUGGGUGUUUCCACUUUGAUCACUGCUACUCUCGAAUUAUCAACUGUCCAACUGAAGUACGAACAUUUCACACAAUGAAAUCAGCUUCCAAGCCCCUACAGCUCAGCCUAAUGAAUGAGAGUGUAUGUGCUUUACACAAAGCACCCCUUGUAGUUUAUUGAGUGCUAAUGGAUGAGUCAGACACAUCGGCAGACACACAGAUGGCAUCAGAGACCAUUUGUAGUGAUUUAAGAUAUAAAACAAAAUAGUGAGGGAAUCCCUAGUUGAUACUCAAAAGCAUAUUUUUACCUUUUAAUGACUAAUAUUGAUCUCAGGAUAUCACUGCGUCUUUUAUUGCAUUGUCUAAUGGACCAUAUUUGCUCUAGUGUGAAUCACACUGUACUGUAUCGUUUGUUCUUAUCCACUACAUGAACAAUGUGAAUCCUGUGGCUGAUUGUACUCACAACUGACCUUUUACUUUUAACUUUGAGUUAAAAUAGUGGGAACACAACAUGAAAUAUUUGUAUCAAUAAAUAAGGGAAUCAAUGCAAA
Acanthochromis polyacanthus (spiny chromis) is the source of this 4034-nucleotide messenger RNA. RefSeq names its product aarF domain containing kinase 2 (gene adck2). The record is from RefSeq and is a predicted model, not a curated record. NCBI's taxonomy places the organism in Eukaryota, Metazoa, Chordata, Actinopteri, Pomacentridae. The transcript is spliced from 8 exons. The coding region runs from base 438 to 2273 and encodes 611 amino acids. Gene Ontology annotation, cellular component: mitochondrion.